AUGACAAUGAUGGUAACAAUAACGGUAACAAUAAUAACAAUAGUAAUAAUAAUGAUAAUAAAAAUAAUAAAUAAUAGUAAUGGUAAAGAUGUUGACGAUGAUGUUGAUGAUGAUGACAUAAGAUUCUGGAAGAGCCAUGCCCUGAAUUUGGUGAUCGCUUCUUUUGAAAAAACUUUUGGUACUUUUCGUUUAUUUGUACCGGUUGCUGAACCACCACCGCUUCCGGUAUUUCCUUCGCUAAGAACCGAUUCCCUCCCACCAUCAUCAUUUAACGAACCGCAUAUCGAUAACGACUCAUCACCUGGAAACACCACGUAG
Messenger RNA from Loa loa (African eye worm), 318 nucleotides. RefSeq lists its product as hypothetical. The transcript is spliced from 2 exons. The coding region runs from base 1 to 318 and encodes 105 amino acids. Lineage: Eukaryota; Metazoa; Nematoda; Chromadorea; Rhabditida; Onchocercidae. The record is from RefSeq and is a predicted model, not a curated record.